CUGCGUCAUCCUGUUGAUUCUGUGACAUGGGAUCAUAUGAAUGCCAAAUACCCUACGUUUGCAGAUGAAGCAAGGAACCUGAGGCUGGGACUUUCAACAGAUGGAUUCAAUCCAUUCAACAUGAAGAACUCGAUGUACAGUUGCUGGCCUGUUCUGCUAGUUAACUACAACUUACCUCCAUACCUGUGCAUAAAGAAGGAGAAUAUCAUGCUUUCUUUGCUGAUUCCUGGUCCACAUCAGCCUGGUAAUAGCAUAGACGUGUAUUUAGAACCCCUAAUCGACGAUCUUAACACUCUGUGGAGCAUUGGAGAGGUAACAUACGACGCUCUUACUCGAUCAGCUUUUACACUAAAGGCGAUGCUGCUUUGGACAAUCAGCGAUUUUCCAGCUUAUGGGAAUCUAGCAGGCUGCAAAGUAAAGGGAAAAUGGGAUGUCCGUUAUGUGGAAAAAAUACAGAGAGCAUGUGGUUGAAGUUCAGCAGAAAGCAUGUGUAUAUGGGUCAUAGAAAGGGUCUGCCACCAACUCACAGUUUUAGAGGAAAGAAGAAAUGGUUUGAUGGAAAAGUAGAACAAGGGAGAAGGGGAAGAAUACUUACUGGGCGUGAUAUUUCUCAAAAUCUGAGAAAUUUUCACAAUGAUUUUGGAAAUUUCAAACGGUCUGGCAGUAAGAGAAAAAUGAUGCAGGGUUCAACUGAUUUAGGGUCUGAUAUUGAGGGUAUGUCGAGUGAAUCAGAUGAAGAGGAAGAAGUACUAGUAGAUGAGGAUGAGUUAUCUAGAUGGAAGAAGAGGUCAAUAUUCUUCAAGCUACCUUAUUGGGAGGAACUCCCGGUGAGGCACAACUUAGAUGUAAUGCAUGUGGAGAGAAAUGUUGCUGCAAGCUUAGUUUCAACGUUGUUGCACUGUGGGAAAUCUAAGGAUGGUCUUGCCGCUCGUAAAGAUCUGGAGGAGCUUGGUAUUAGGCCGGAUUUGCACCCUAGAGUGCAAGGAAAAAGAACCUAUCUCCCUCCAGCACCGUGGUCUUUGUCCAAGCAAGAAAAGAAGAUAUUUUGCAGGCGUCUAUUUGACUUCAAAGGGCCAGAUGGAUAUUGUUCUAACAUAUCAAGAGGUGUCUCGUUGGAUGACUGUAAAGUAUCUGGUUUGAAAUCACAUGACUACCAUGUUUUGAUGCAACAACUUCUGCCGAUUGCACUUAAAGGGUUGCUGCCAAAAGGACCGAGGCUUGCAAUUUUUAGAUUAUGCUCUUUCUUCAAUCUGUUGUGUCAGAGAGUGAUUGACAUGGAGAAGCUUCUGGUUAUGGAAGCUGAGAUUGUUGAGACUCUGUGCUUGUUUGAAAGAUACUUUCCUCCAAGUUUGUUUGAUAUCAUGCUUCAUUUGACUGUCCAUCUAGGAAGAGAAGCUCGGCUUGGUGGACCAGUCCACUUUAGAUGGAUGUACCCGUUUGAAAGGUACAUGAAAGUCCUCAAAGACUUUGUUAGAAAUCCUGCAAGACCAGAGGGCUGCAUAGCUGAGUGCUACCUUGCUGAGGAAUGUAUCCGGUUUUGCAGUGAGUUCCUGAAGAAAACAACAAAUGUUCAAGAGAAACAGGAUAGAAACACAGAGUAUGAGAACAAUUCUAUCUUAGAGGGUCGUCCAAUAACCACUGCUACUUCAGUAACUCUCACUGAAACGGAAAAGAGGAUUGCUCAUCUUGCUAUCAUCCAAAACAUGGCUCUGGUCGAACCUUAUGUAGAUGAGCAUCUACAAUAUUUACAAGACACAGAUGGAAGGUGUCGGCGAGAUGCAUCAACGUUAUGGAGUAUGCAUACUAAGAAUUUUGCUUCCUGGCUAAAAGAGAAGGUGCCUCUUGAUUCUGCAGAACAUGACGACACACUUAAGUGGAUAGCUUAUGGUCCACGUUGUUCUGCGAGAUCAUAUACAUGAUUCAUUGUUAAUGGGCAGAGGUUUCACACAGUGUCAGUUGAUAGGAAAAGUCAGAAUAGUGGGGUCUAUUAUGAGGCUACAGCAGUGUGUAGAGCUAGUGCAAAAGAUACAUCACAGGUGGUAGAUUUAGUAUCUUACUACGGCAGGGUGACAGACAUCAUUUUGAUCGACUACAAUGUCUUCUAUGUUCCUCUGUUCCGAUGUCAAUGGGCAGUUAAGGGUAAUGGAGUAAAGAUCGAAGAUGGUUUUACACUUGUGAACAUGAAUCAAAGUCAAGCCUCCUUUGCAAGUGACCCUUACAUUCUAGCAUCUCAAGCGAAGCAAGUGUUUUACUCCAGAGAAGAUGAGUCAUCAAACUGGUAUAUUGUCAUGAAAGGUCCUUCUAGAAGAUACAGUAAGGAAGAUAUUCAAGAGGGAAAUGCAGAUAUUGGGCCAUUACCGUCGAAUGUUGACUUGGAUGUUGA
Brassica napus (rape) is the source of this 2383-nucleotide messenger RNA. RefSeq lists its product as uncharacterized. NCBI's taxonomy places the organism in Eukaryota, Viridiplantae, Streptophyta, Magnoliopsida, Brassicales, Brassicaceae. The transcript is spliced from 5 exons. The record is from RefSeq and is a predicted model, not a curated record. Bases 426 to 1919 code for a protein of 497 amino acids.